Molecule: messenger RNA, 1402 nt
Organism: Soboliphyme baturini
Lineage: Eukaryota; Metazoa; Nematoda; Enoplea; Dioctophymatida; Soboliphymatidae
Source: the annotation of a GenBank genome assembly
UGAGAAGUUUUUCGCAAAGGUGACAUAAUAGUGACACAAAAUUAUAAUAUUACACAAUUGGUGAGGAGGGGGACAUCUAGUCGCUCAGCGAACCGAAGAGUUGUGGGCUUCUCACCUGUCGACAAACGCCGCGAAACAAACUGUCGUCGUCUCGGGAAACUGGCACACGAACCAGGUCGCAUUUCAGGAGGUGCACUUCCAUCGGGUCGCGGCUUCGGUUCCCGGUAACGAUGGGCACUGGUCCAUUAGUGGUCAUCUCCAACAGAGGUUACUGGCCGGACGUAGUCCAAACUUCAAAUUUUGCCCUCACACGAUACCGCGAUUACCAUCAAAGCGACCUGAUAACAUGGGAGACAAGAUGGCCGCCGCGCAAGGUGUCCGCGAAGAGCAGAAAUUUGCAUAUCGAUCGACGUUUUUGACCACUUCUCCCACAAGUAUCGGAAUCUGCUUGAAGUUGAAGUCUGCUGACUUUUGCCGAACCUCGGACUUUGACACAAGAUUGGGAAUGCUGGAGGCACUGUCUGACGCGUCUACUUCAACGGCCCGAAAGGAGAUGCGUUCAGUCGAAAUACCUCAGGUGGAGGAAUGCAAUCGGGUUUACGGCGGGCAGCUGUUGGCUCAUUCGAUCUUCGUGGCAACAGAAACGGUGCCGGACACUCAACAUAUUAAUGGUCUACAGUCGUACUUUGUCAGUGAAGGAGACAUUCACAAACGGACGUUUUAUCAUGUUGAGAAGUCGUUUUGUGGCAACAGCUUCAGCUGCCGUACGGUCAACGCGUUGCAAGACGACAAGUGCAUUUUCAGCGCGGAAAUCUCGUUUCAUAAAACCGAGCCGGAUGGUAUCAAAUAUGAAAGUUCCAUGACAAAGGUAGUAAGGCCGGAAAUGUGUGGUCUCAUUGAUGAAACAAUGCUUUCUUCACGGUGUCCCGUUAACCGAUCGUGGAUUAAUUACUAUCUGCAGCCGUUGCGUGUUCUGUUCGACUUUCGCGUCGUAGGUGAUCAGCGUCAGUCUGUGUAUGCUUCGGACAGACGCUGUUUUCUGUGGUUGAAAAGCGCGGCAGGUGUCGACGAACGGUUUUCUCACGGUAGCACCCUAAUGGUAAUGCUGACGUACGCAGGCCUGCAUGCGGCGGCCAUCGAGCUCUGUUCAAAGCAGAACCUGCAAGUGGAAAAGAGCACAACGCUCGACUACUGCUCAUGGUUACAUUGUCGAGACAUUAAGUUCGACGACUGGAUACUCCUUGAGUGCGACAGUGACGGCCAAAGCAACAGCCUGUUGGUCCAGGGCAAAGUUUGGUCUCGUAGUGGUUCACUAAUUACCUCCUGCGCUCAACAAGUUGUUCUUCAGACGCAGGUACUGUUUAAGGAGCAGAUGUCGUACGCUGACUGCUUGAUCCCAUAG